This is a messenger RNA of Acanthopagrus latus (yellowfin seabream), 2361 nucleotides long. RefSeq names its product MAX dimerization protein 1 (gene mxd1). The transcript is spliced from 6 exons. NCBI's taxonomy places the organism in Eukaryota, Metazoa, Chordata, Actinopteri, Spariformes, Sparidae. Bases 944 to 1612 code for a protein of 222 amino acids. The record is from RefSeq and is a predicted model, not a curated record. Gene Ontology annotation, biological process: negative regulation of transcription by RNA polymerase II. Gene Ontology annotation, molecular function: DNA-binding transcription factor activity, RNA polymerase II-specific; protein dimerization activity; RNA polymerase II cis-regulatory region sequence-specific DNA binding.
GUGUCCAAUCAUACCGCAGCACACAGAAGCUUUGUGGUAAAGUACAGUAGUUAGCUGUCGUCCAGAUCAACAAGCCACUAUUUUGGAAGCAGUUUGACAAACACUGACUGUUCCUCGGUUGAUGUCAGUCGCUAUCUGUUUCCAGCGAGACGUGUCACGCGUGAUCCGCGAUAAACCAGCACAAAACUAGCCAGCCACAUAGCUCCGAAGCGAUCAGGUUGGAUGACAUCGUCGGCUUUUUAACUUUAAGACAGCUAGCUCGCUUUUUUAUCCAUUUCACUUCUGACAGCAAGUCAACAUUGUUUUUUAAUUUGGCCGAUUCUUUACAGUAAUACAACCAAGCUAGCAAGAAACUUUUCAUCGUUAUUUCAUCAAGUUGUCACCAACGCUAGCUUUUGUUUGUUUUUUUGUUUGUUUUUUUGGCAAACAGAACAACACUUGGCUUUUUUUCUUCCUUCCUUUCUUUUUUUUCUUUUUUUUAAAAAAAAUAUAUGUCAGUCUACUCUUCGUUUUGUUUUUGUCAACAAACCGCGUUUUUUCUUGAAGAAGUGCCGAGAAAACCAACGACGUUUAGCAAACACUGUGCUUAAUACAGAAGGCAGAGCAACCGUAGCCGUUGGAGAAGCGUCAGCCUCGACUAGCCAGCUAACACCAAACCCUUAAAGUCACCUGAACCGUUUGAGCAGUCAUUAAGGAACAGACUGGUGUGGCUUUUAAACCCCAGUGGUGCUGCAUUCACGACCUUUAACUUUUAAAUAUCCCAUUUGAUACACUGCAGGAGGAACUCUUUCAACGUUACCUCUCGCUUUAAAAAAAAAAAACACACACACACACACACACAGAACAAGUGACAGAGCUGCAGAGCCAGUGGGACCUGAAGAAGGUUGUGUACAGACACGGAAUCCCUCACCGGAUUGUUAUAAUAUCGGUGUUAUUGUUGAAAAUGGCGGCGAUCGGACUGGUGCAGAUGUUGAUCGAAGCAGCCGAGUACCUUGAGCGCAGAGAACGAGAAGCUGAACACGGCUAUGCCUCCAUGCCACCCUUCAUCAGCAGCCGGGAGAGGGAAAGCUUGAAAAGGAAAAGCAAAAGCAAGAAAAACACAAGUAGCAGGUCUACGCACAAUGAAAUGGAAAAGAACAGACGGGCACAUCUACGGCUGUGUUUAGAGCGCUUGAAAUCCCUCGUUCCCCUAGGACCAGAUGCUAACAGGCACACCACCCUCAGCCUACUGAUGAAGGCCAGAGAUCAUAUCAAGAGGUUGGAGGAGAGUGAUAGGAGAGCUCAGCACACUGUGGAGCAGCUACAGCGGGAGCAGAGACACCUGAGGAGGCGUCUGGAGCAGCUGGGGGUGGAGAGGACCCGCAUGGACAGUACCGGCUCCACCCUGUCCUCUGACAAGUCCGACUCUGACCAAGAGGACCUGGACGUAGAUGUGGAGGGGACGGACUACCUGCUGGGUGACCUGGAGUGGAGCACCAGCAGUGUGAGCGACUCGGGGGACGAGCGAGGCAGCCUGCGCAGCAGCUGUAGCGACGAGGGCUACUCCAGCGCCAGCCUGCUGCGCCUGCAGGACACUCAUGAGAUGGUCAAGCAGCUGGGCUGCAGCCUAUAGACAGCACUGCUCACCGACCCAAAUCCCCCCGCUGCCCCUUUAGCCAGUCCCGCCCCAACAUUGUAUCACCACUACCUAUUCCGGCUCAGACCUCACCCAUUCCCCAUCCCUUGUCUCCCUCCUUCCCCACCAGGACCGACCAAGUCUGAGGCUUCUCCUCCAGCCAGGCUUCUGUGGACUUCCUGUCCCGAUGGUGACUUCCAUUCAGACUACGACACCUCCAAGACAGCCGCCCACAUCCAGCACAUCAUCAGUGGUCAGUCUCAAGGAUGUCGUCUGCUCUGCUCUGCACCAAUCAAACGAGGAAUCUAAAGACACUCCAACCCUCCGCCCAUCUGUCUGUUCAUCAGUCCGUCCGACUGUCAGAAACACAACUUUCAGCCAGAGAAUGUUACCACACAAUAUCCCACUGCCUCUUUUUCUAUGCCUCAAGAGCCAUGGGAAGCACUUAUGAGAUUUCACCCUUACUUCACACACACACACACACACACACACACACACACACACACACACACACACACACACACACACACACACACACACACACACACACACACACACACACACCUCCAUUGUUCCAAGUUGUCCACUGAGACAGAGUCGUCCCAAAGGUGUGACACUUACAUGAUGUGGGGCUUUUUUUCUGCCCUGCUCACCAGUCAACCAACCGUGCAUGGUGUUUUGCACUUAUACUUGCUUUUAUGAACAAAAAAUGCUGUCUCUUUAAAAAAAAACAAACAAAAAAAAAA